Molecule: messenger RNA, 458 nt
Organism: Truncatella angustata
Lineage: Eukaryota; Fungi; Ascomycota; Sordariomycetes; Amphisphaeriales; Sporocadaceae
Exons: 1
Coding region: 78-344 (88 amino acids)
Source: RefSeq, a predicted model, not a curated record
CCUACGGCAUUGGCGCCAGUGGUUUCUGAAUUCUGAUGCAUAUCCUUGCGUGAGAAGCUUCACAUCACUACUUACCAAUGGCGUUAUCGUUCUGGGUGUUUUUGUGUGCAACCGGUGUAAUCAAGAACGACUUCAUCAAACAGACACCACCCGGUCACACGAGGGCCCCCAAAUUGCCAUGCGGCCUGCGUUACUUAGUCCGAACUAUGAUGACCCGGCUCGAAGUACAUUGGAAUUUGUUGAUGACAGUGUUUACUAUGACGCUAUGUGCUUGUCCUUCAUCUGUUAUGUUUCACGGCUGGCCGUCUCAGCUGAUUCAGAUCCAACCACCGACUAUUGCCUGAUGUUUGUACGUUGUAGCGAAAUUCCGGUCGGAGAGUAAAUCUUGGAGAUCGUCAUCAGCGCUCAGACUGCGAGAGGGAAAGGCCGCUGUCACAAAGUUCGUGCUUGGAGUCCUA